This is a messenger RNA of Rubroshorea leprosula, 1184 nucleotides long. Lineage: Eukaryota; Viridiplantae; Streptophyta; Magnoliopsida; Malvales; Dipterocarpaceae. The record is from the annotation of a GenBank genome assembly.
AUUUAUCCAAACAAAAUUAACACAAAUCAUUUCCUUCUAUUUUCUUCCCUUUCUUUUCCUCCCCCUCCAUUUCCUUUUAUUUUCCUCCAUUCCCCUCCCUUCCCUUUACUAUUUUCUAUCCAAACAAGGCGUUAAUGUGAAAUUCAAGUUUGUUUCAUUAUCAAGAACGAGAAUUUCGAUUUGAAUUUUAGUGUUGUGAAAAGAUUACUGCAAAUGGGAUUUGAACUAAAUUUGUUUUUCUUGCAUGGGUUCAUUAAUGAUGGUUUUGAUUGUUUCUGAUGUUGUGUUGCUCGUCUUGCCUCUCGGUUUCGUUCAGUUUGAUGUUGAAUUUUGAAUUUUUUUUUUUUUCCUCUUAACAUCCCCAUUGUACUACCAACACUUUGGAGGGGAAGGCAUGGCAAGGCUUCAAAGAUUUGGGUCUGUUGUCUUCAAAGAUGUUGCAACAUUUAUUUUCUUUUCUAGGUUUGUUUUUGAAUUGUCUAGCCAUGGUUGCUUUCUUCGGGUGGAGUCGAGGAGGUGAGGAGGCAAUGGAGAUGAUUUCAAAAGGGGCAAAAAAGGAGAUGGAGAUGAUUGUUGGAGGAGGCGAGGAGUAGGGGCUGAUUUUUGAGAGAAAAGACGAACAGCAGAGCUGGGUUUUUUUAGAGGAAAAUAACGCCGUUUGGUCUGCGACUUCAAUGUUUUUUUUUUGGAGGUAAGAUUGACGCUCACUUUCCCCAUAUAUAUAUACAUCGUUUUCCUCUCUAAAACCCAACCCUGCUGUUUGUCUUUUCUCUCAAAAAUCCAACCCCUACUCCUCGCCUCCUCAGACAAUCAUCUCCAUCUCCUUCUUUGCCCCUUUUGCAAUCAUCUCCAUCGCUUCCUCACCUCCUCACUCAAAAAGCUCACCAGUAAUGUCACCCCCUCUGCAAUCAUCUCCAUCUCUCCCUUUCCCUCUUUUCCCUCAUGUGAGGUUGAGGCAAUUAGAAGCCAAGAGACAUAACCACACCUCCUCACGAGCUCGAAGUGCCAUAGAACAAAAGAAAAUGAGAUUUGUGUUCCUUUGUCACACGUGCUUGAGGGAGUUGCAAACUAAUUUAUUAGGGUUUUUCAAGUUUGGUUGCUAUGAUUUUGAUUAUAAUAGUGUUGAAAUUUAAUGAUGAGAAUUGAAAUUGCAAUUUUAAUUAUAAUAGAAAAACCCAGAUCUA